Messenger RNA from Ctenopharyngodon idella (grass carp), 2460 nucleotides. It is a transcript of the gene bgnb, whose product is annotated as biglycan b. Gene Ontology annotation, molecular function: protein binding. Lineage: Eukaryota; Metazoa; Chordata; Actinopteri; Cypriniformes; Xenocyprididae. The coding region runs from base 299 to 1414 and encodes 371 amino acids. The transcript has 8 exons. The record is from RefSeq and is a predicted model, not a curated record.
AAAGCGGCUGGCAGAAGUUCUGGCACUGUCCAACCCCCAAACCCGCGCGAUGUGUUCGCCUAUUUCCUCCGUGUGUAAACCAGUCCAGCUCUCCGUCUCACUGACAGAUACAGGCUUGAUGACCCACUAGAGUUAGUUAAGAUAGUUAACAUUAGAAGACCAAGUCACGACGAAGAAAAUAUAUAAUUUAAAGCCCAAAUAACAAACACUGAAAAUAAAUACGGUAGCAGGAGCUCACAGUGUGGAAAUACUACUGCCCAAAUUAAGGUCAGUGUGUGUAAGUCUCUGAAUCUCAGUGAUGUUCUCCUGCCGCUCUUUCCUGCUGCUGCUGCUCAGUGUCUGCAGCCUGACUGCUCCUUCACUGACUCUGCCCUUUGAGCAGAGAGGAUUCUGGGACUUUGCUAUGGACGGAGAAGGAGGAGAUCUGACGACAGUAAUGAUGAGAGAUGAAGAGGGAUCAGCUCUGGAGGAGCUGCCACCGGAUGUGUCUAUAUGCCCCUUUGGUUGCCAUUGUCAAGUCAGCGUGGUGCAAUGCUCAGACCUGAGUUUGACUGCAGUGCCCAGAGAAAUUCCCAGAGACACAAAACUCCUGGACCUACAGAACAACCGUAUCACAGAGCUGAAGGAGAACGACUUCAAAGGACUUACAAACCUCUAUGCCCUGUCACUGGUCAACAACAAGAUCUCCAAAGUCCACCCACGAGCCUUCACACCCCUCCGAAACUUAAAAAAGCUUUAUUUUUCCCGGAACCUCCUGACAGCGGUACCCCAGAACCUUCCCCCAUCCCUGGUGGAGCUGCGGAUUCAUGAGAAUCGUAUUAAGAAGGUUGCAGAAGGAACGUUCUCUGGUCUGGGCAGCAUGAACUGCAUUGAGAUGGGCGGAAACCCUAUUCAGAACAGCGGCUUUGAGCCUGGCGCUUUCAAAGGGCUGAAACUCAACUACCUGCGCAUCUCUGAGGCCAAACUCACUGGAAUACCAAAAGACCUCCCUGACAGUCUUCAUGAGCUCCAUUUGGACAAUAACCAGAUCCAAGCCAUUGAACUAGAGGACCUGAGCCGCUAUAAACACCUGUACAGAUUGGGUCUGGGUUUUAACCAUAUCCGCAUGAUUGAGAAUGGCAGCCUAUCAUACGUCCCUAAUCUGAGGGAGCUGCAUUUGGAAAACAACCGGCUGACCCGCGUCCCGAGGGGCCUGCCAGACAUGAAGUACCUGCAGGUGGUCUACCUUCAUUCCAACAACAUAAGUCAAGUGACCAUUAAUGACUUCUGCCCUCAAGGUUUUAACAUAAAGAGGAGCUUCUACAAUGGCAUCAGCCUCUUUGGCAACCCGGUUAACUACUGGGAGGUUCAGCCUGCCACCUUCCGCUGUGUUGGUGACCGAUUGGCCAUUCAGUUUGGAAACUAUAAGAAAUAGAGAAAGGAUGAAAGGGAAAUUUGGGGACCAAUAAUAAUGCUGGAAUUGAAACAAAACAGAAGAAAAACUUUGGAGAAAGUGGGUGUCGACAAACAGUGUUUCCAAAUAGUUUUUAAUAUGUAUCUUUGGAUGUAUUUGUUUGUGAAGUCUAAAGAGAAAAGGCAAGAGCAAUAAAAAUAAGUAUUGGAAAAUAAAAAAGAAACCUAAGGAAUUUGAUCUCUUACAACUGGCUCUAUUUGCAAAACCAGUAUAAUGGUCAUUGUUUCGUAAGUGUGUUGCCGUAAAGUCUUAACAUUAUCAGUUCACUUUGUAAGGGCUUGUUGUUCGCUCGACACUUUUACAAUAAUAUUAUUGAUGUGUACUGUUAUGUUGUUAUUAUUUUAUAUUAGUUUAUGUUGUAUUAUUAAUAGUAUGGUUUGGAUGGAAUGUUGAAAUGGUAAGGUUGAAUCUAAAUGUUAAAUUUAUGGUGCUUAUAAGUGUAUCUGUGUUGUUUGUCGAGUUUUAGAUUACUUUUUUCUCCUUUUUUGUGUCAUUGCCUUGCUUCCUUGCUUCAGGGGUCUUAUUGUCGUGGGAGUACUUUAGGGCAAUGGAGGAACUUUACACAGACACAAUAUAAUUAUGUCUUCAAGAUUCAGUCAAUCAGAUGCCUGAUGUUCUUACCCAGCCCUCUUGGCUUCGAGGCUGAUUCAGAAAAGGAUUGUAAUGAUAUGUUAUUUUGCACAGUUUCUCUAUGAAUUCCAAAUCUUUCCUUGUAGCCUGUUGUUAGUGUGAUUUUUCUCUUGCAGUACCACUGCAUGCAUGUAGGCUACUGUGGCGCACACUGCUGCAUGUUCCAAUAAAAUAUCUUUCAGCUUGACUUCAGGAGCAGAAGUGGCAUACCAUCAUGGUUUGAAAGCUGUGACUAAUAAAACUUGAGUUAACAAGAAUGCCAAAUAUUGAUUGAGUGAAUUAUCAAGGACAAUGUCAAUGGGUCAUCAUUCUACUUGUUGCAAACCAUGCCAGCGAAAUUCCAGAUUUUAUACAUAAAAAUAAAAUUAUUAAAUCUU